Messenger RNA from Arvicanthis niloticus (Nile rat), 642 nucleotides. NCBI's taxonomy places the organism in Eukaryota, Metazoa, Chordata, Mammalia, Rodentia, Muridae. The record is from RefSeq and is a predicted model, not a curated record.
AUGGCGGACAUUCAGAUGGAGCAUGCUUACCAAAAGCAGCCUACAAUCUUUCAAAACAAGAAGCGUGUUUUGCGGGGAGAAACUGACGAGGAAAAACUCCCUCGGUACUACAAAAACAUCGGUCUAGGAUCCAAAACGUCCAAAGAGGCCAUCGCGGGCACCUACAUAGACAAGAAAUGCCCGUUCACCAGCAAUGUCUCCAUCCGAGGCCGCAUCCUGUCUGGUAUCGUGACAAAGAUGAAGAUGCAGAGGACCAUUGUCAUCCGCCGGGACUACCUCCAUUACAUCCGAAAAUGCAAUGGCUUUGAGAAGCGUCACAAGAGCAUGUCUGUGCAUCUUUCCCCGUUUCAGGGGUGUACAGAUCAGAUCGGUGACAGUGUCACUGUUGGAGACUGCGGGCCCCUGAGCAAGACUGUACGAUUCAAUGUGCUCAAGGUCACCAAGGCUGCUGGCACCAGUUUCAGCAGUUCUAAGGGGACUCUGGCCAAUGCCCUAGAACAAAUAAAUUGCCGCGAAACCUUCAUCAGUGCGGCGCCCAAGAGAAAACUAGUUGCUCCGUACCCGGCAACCGACACCGACUUCUCCCGGCUGUCCGGGCUCUGCAGAGCUGAGUGGAGGCGCGGGGGGCGCCGGGAUUUGUAG